Messenger RNA from Acanthosepion pharaonis, 1224 nucleotides. The record is from the annotation of a GenBank genome assembly. NCBI's taxonomy places the organism in Eukaryota, Metazoa, Mollusca, Cephalopoda, Sepiida, Sepiidae.
AUGCCGGUGCAAAUUUUAAUUUUAAUCUAUCUAUCUAUCUAUCUAUCUAUCUAUCUAUCUAUCUAUCUAUCUAUCUAUCUAUCCGGCUUUCUCCCUCUAUAUUUUACUUCAAAUGAAAUGGCAUUUCCUCUGAAAUUUCUCAGUUAUCCAUUAUUUUAUUUGAUAUGUUACAUACAUAUAUUCAUUCUCAUUAAAAGUAAACUAUCUCAGUCUAUUCACAUCUAUCUAUCUAUCUAUCUAUCUAUCUAUCUAUCUAUCUAUCUCAGUCUAUUCACAUCUAUCUAUCUAUCUAUCUAUCUAUCUAUCUAUCUAAGUCUAUUCACAUCUAUCUAUCUAUCUAAUCUAUUCACAUCUAUCUAUCUAUCUAUCUAUCUAUCUCAGUCUAUUCACAUCUAUCUAUCUAUCUAUCUAUCUAUCUAUCUAUCUAUCUAUCUAUCUAACUAUCUCAGUCUAUUCACAUCUAUCUAUCUAUCUAUCUAUCUAAGUCUAUUCACAUCUAUCUAUCUAUCUAUCUAUCUAUCUAUCUAUCUAUCUAUCUAUCUAUCUAUCUAUCUAUCUAAGUCUAUUCACAUCUAUCUAUCUAUCUAUCUCAGUCUAUUCACAUCUAUCUAUCUAUCUAUCUAUCUAUCUAUCUAUCUAUCUAUUUGUAUGAUACCCUUUCUCUCUCUAUCUCUCUUUAUCUAUCUAUCUAUCUAUCUAUCUAUCUAUCUAUCUAUCUAUCUAUCUAUCUAUCAGUCCUUCCAUAUUUACUCAGUCACAUAUUAUCUUUCACGCUAUCUCAAUCUAUCUAUCUAUCUAUCUAUCUAUCUAUCUAUCUAUAUAUAUAUAUAUAUAUAUAUAUCGACUCUCCCUUUCUCUCCCUCCCUAUCUAUCUAUCUAUCUAUCUAUCUAUCUAUCUAUCUAUCUAUCUAUCUAUCUAUCAGUCCUUCCAUAUUUACUCAGUCACAUAUUAUCUUUCACGCUAUCUCAAUCUUUUCAUAUCUAUCUAUCUAUCUAUCUAUCUAUCUAUCUAUCUAUCUAUCUAUAUAUAUAUAUAUAUAUAUAUAUUAUGCCCAGCGACUCUCCCUUUCUCUCCCUCCCUAUCUAUCUAUCUAUCUAUCUAUCUAUCUAUCUAUCUAUCUAUCUAUCUAUCUCAGUUUUGUUCAUAGUCUCAUAAACCAUUACUUCUCGAGUGAGUUGUAUAUUUCUUUCAUACACCAAACGCAUGGCUUUAUGUCUUACUAA